Messenger RNA from Eremothecium sinecaudum, 447 nucleotides. It is a transcript of the gene PAR32, whose product is annotated as Par32p. Bases 1 to 447 code for a protein of 148 amino acids. Lineage: Eukaryota; Fungi; Ascomycota; Saccharomycetes; Saccharomycetales; Saccharomycetaceae. The record is from RefSeq and is a predicted model, not a curated record. The transcript has a single exon.
AUGAGCACUAACUUUACGGUCAGCACCGGGCGCGGUGGCGCAGGGAAUAUGCUAACGACCAGUGAAUCACCCACACCAAAAUUAGUACCUUCAGGAUCACAGACGCCAGUGUUAUUGCAAGCUGUUUAUUCGACAGGACGAGGUGGUGCUGGAAAUAUGAGGCAAAAUAUUGACCCGCAAUUAACUAGAAUGGCUCAAGAUGUUGACGACGAUAUUGACGUGCGGGUGGAUCAUCUGUCGGAAAAUGAUAAUGAACUCAACAAAAUCCAUUCAAUGGCUACUUCUCACGGUAGACCUAAAACUCCUCCACAGACAUUAGUUAUUGGUAGGGGUGGAGCCGGUAAUAUUCUUGAGUCAAAGAAAUCUAAUGAAAGGCAUAAAAAAAGGAACGAGUCAGGAAGCCUAUUUAAAAAGUUCAAACUAAAGAUCAGUCGUCUGUUUUGUUGA